AUGGCUCUUCCGCAAAGCUCUCCACCACCGAGCCCAGUAUCUACAAGGGCCAGUUCUCCGGAAAGUACUGAAAAAUGGCAUUGGGCUACAACGAUUGAGAAGUCCCAUCAAGAUGAUCUCGAUUCCGGUUAUAAUUCUCGAAAGCUUGGCGUCACUUGGAACAACCUGACCGUCAAAGGUGUCAGUGCCGAUGCCACUGUCAACGAAAACACAAUUUCCCAGUUCAACAUCCUGACGCGCGUGAUUCGUCGUCCAAAUCAGACGUCGACGCAAACAAUUCUCGAAAAAAGCCAUGGCUGUGUCAAGCCUGGCGAAAUGCUCCUCGUUCUCGGCCGUCCAGGCUCGGGCUGCACGACAUUGCUCAAAAUGCUGUCCAAUAAACGCGAAGGCUACUCCUCAAUCGAUGGUGAUGUCUGGUUUGGGAGUAUGAGUCAUGAAGAGGCGGAGGAUUAUCGAGGCCAGAUCAUCAUGAACUCAGAAGAAGAGACUUUCUAUCCGACUCUGAGUGUGGGAGAUACAAUUAAUUGCGCCACACGAUCAAAAGUACCUUCUCAUCUACCCAAAAGCAUUCCUUCGAAGAAGGAUUAUUACACCGAGACCACUGAUUUCCUUCUGAAUUCCCUUGGUAUUCAGCAUACCACAGAUACCAAGGUUGGGAAUGAGUACGUUCGUGGAGUGUCAGGCGGAGAGAGGAAGCGAGUCUCCAUCCUCGAAUGUCUCGCAUCAAGGGCAUCUGUUUACUGUUGGGAUAAUAGCACCCGCGGUCUUGAUGCAAUCAAUGCACUUGAAUGGGCAAAGGGAAUCCGUUCUAUGACUGAUGUGUAUGGAUUAUCUACGAUUGUGACACUCUACCAAGCGGGGAAUGGGAUUUUCGACCUGUUUGACAAAGUUCUCGUGCUAGAUGAAGGUCAACAGAUCUUUUACGGUCCGAAAGAUCAGGCUCGAGAAUUCAUGGAAGACCUCGGAUUCUGUCGGGACGAUGGAGGAAAUAUCGCAGACUUUUUGACUGGAGUGACUGUCCCUACUGAACGUCGAAUUCGUCCUGGAUAUGAAGCGAAUUUCCCCCGCAAUGCUACUUCUAUUCUUUCGCACUACCAACAGUCUCCCAUUUUCAAGACUAUGCAAAGUGAGUAUUGCUAUCCGACCACAGAUGAGGCCCAUCGGAAUUUGAAAGAUUUUCAAACAAAUGCUAUGCUGGAAAGAAAUCACCAAAAGAGUCAAUUCACUGUGAGCCUUUUUGAUCAAAUCUGCAUUUGUGUGGUCCGCCAGUAUCAAAUUCUAGGCGGAGACAUGACUACCUUCUUCAUUAAACAAGGCGCGAAUCUCAUUCAGGCACUAGUAGCUGGGUCUCUUUACUACAUGGCGCCGAAUGACUCUUCGGGAAUCUUCCUCAAAGGUGGCGCGUUGUUUUGGUCUGUUUUAUACAACAACAUGACCAUGAUGUCCGAAGUAGUGGAUUCAUUUACAGGAAGACCGAUCAUUCUCAAGCACAAAUCAUUUGCAUAUAUCCAUCCAUCUGCAGUUUGUAUUGCCCAGGUGGCUACAGAUGUCCCAAUGGCGAUCCUCCAGGUCACUGUGUGGUCACUCAUUGUCUACUUCAUGGUUGGACUUUCUAUGGGUGCUUCAGAGUUCUUCACUUAUUGGCUUGUUCUUUUCGUGACAAAUAUGUGCGCUUGCUCACUGUUUCGUGCCAUCGGAGCGGUUUUUGGCUCUUUCAACAUCGCCUGCCAGAUUUCUGGCUACGCUAUUUCCAUCAUGGCCAUGUAUUCAGGAUACCAAAUACAUCACACCCAAAUGCAUCCAUGGUUUGGCUGGUUGUACUGGCUGAACCCGCUUUCGUAUGCCUUUGAAGCAUUGAUGGGGAACGAGUUUCACCUGAAGCAUAUGCCGUGUGUGGGUCCUAAUUUGGUUCCUCAUGGAGACGGAUACCCCACAGAUGGCCAGUUCGCUUCUUGUGCUGGAGUUGGCGGUGCAAGACAGGGCGCAACAUCGUUGACUGGUGACGAGUAUUUGAGCUCCUUGUCCUACAGUCAUGCACAUUUAUGGCGAAAUUUCGGCAUUAUUUGUGCGUGGUGGGUAUUUUAUCUGUGUGUCAACGUUAUGGGAAUGAAUAGAUGGCGUGAUGCCUCUGACAAGGGGUCUCAGCUUCUCAUACCCCGUGAAAGACUUGCUUUCCAUCAGGCCAAGGCUCCCCUUGAUGAAGAAUCUCAACACUCAAAAGAUUCUGAGAAGCUGCAAGUCUUGAACCCGAAUCAGCCACCCAAAGCUUCUGUUUCCCUUGAGCAACAAUUGGUCCCCAACACAUCUGUUUUCACUUGGAAAAACUUGAGUUAUACCGUCAAAACACCAUCCGGCCCUCGAGUGCUACUUGACAAUAUUCAGGGCUGGGUGAAGCCCGGAACUCUCACUGCACUCAUGGGCUCUUCGGGUGCAGGAAAAACGACCUUACUGGAUGUUUUGGCCCAGAGAAAAACCGAAGGGAAAAUAGAAGGUUCAGUAUUGGUUGACGGCCAGUCUCUCCCGAUCUCCUUCCAACGUUCGACGGGUUAUGUGGAGCAACUCGAUGUUCACGAGCCUUUUGCAACGGUUAGAGAAGCUCUAGAGUUCUCUGCCCUUUUGCGUCAAAGUCGUGAUGUCCCUCAGGAUCAAAAAUUGGAAUACGUUGAUGUCAUCAUCGACUUGCUCGAGCUACAUGACAUUGCCGAUGCUUUGAUAGGAGCACCGGGCUCAGGCUACGGACUUAAUGUCGAGCAAAGAAAGCGAGUCACUAUUGGGGUAGAACUCGUUGCGAAGCCGAAGAUUCUCAUAUUCCUUGAUGAGCCCACUUCGGGGUUAGAUGGCCAAUCGGCCUUCAAUACUGUGCGCUUCUUGAGAAAGCUCGCAAACUCUGGUCAAGCAGUACUGGCGACUAUUCAUCAGCCAUCGGCACAGCUAUUCACGCAAUUCGAUCGACUUUUGCUCUUACAACAGGGUGGAAAGACGGCCUAUUUUGGAGACAUUGGAACUUCCUGCUGCGCAGUUAAUGGCUACUUCAACCAUUAUGGAGCUUACUGUCCCCCGGGGACCAAUCCAGCAGAGCAUAUUAUUGAUGUUAUCUCUGGUCAAGGUUCCACUCAAGACUGGCACAAAGUUUGGCUCAAUAGCGAAGAGAAUAAGGCUGUUAUGACUGAGCUUGAAGAUCUCAUAUCCACCACAAAGCCCAAAACCUCGAGCACGGAGGAUGCCUUCGAGUAUGCGAUGCCUCUCUCUUUCCAGACAAAAAUUGUUCUUCGUCGGAUGAAUCUGGCAAUUUUCCGCAAUACUGGUUACAUCAACAACAAGCUUCUCCUCCAUAUUGGUCUAGGCCUUUUCAAUGGGUUCACCUAUUGGCAAAUCGGAAAUGCCGUUGGUGACCUCCAGCUCAAGCUUUUCACCAUUUUUGUUUGGAUGUUCGUCGCCCAGGGCGUCAUCAAUCAGCUUCAGCCGGUCUUCAUUGAGCGACGGAAUAUUUAUGACACUCGAGAGAAAAAGUCGCGGAUUUACUCUUGGAAAGCGUUUGUCACAGCCCUCAUCGUGUCUGAGAUGCCAUAUCUGGUUGUCUGCGGAGUGCUUUAUUUUGUCUGUUGGUACUUCACAGUCGGCUUCCCUACCGAUCCCAGCAAAGCCGGCGCAAGCUUCUUUGUGGUUCUCAUAUACGAGUUCUUCUACACUGGACUGGGUCAAUUUAUAGCAGCAUACUCACCUAAUGCAGUGGCUGCUGCUCUUGCAAAUCCCCUGUGGAUUGGAAUCAUUGUUUCAUUCAAUGGAAUAUUGGUACCUUACGACCAGCUUGUCGUGUUUUGGAAAUACUGGAUGUAUUGGCUGAACCCAUUGACCUACAUGGUCGGAAGCAUGCUCACUUUCACCAUUUUCGAUGCAGAUGUGACCUGCACUGAUGCAGAGUUUGCAAUCUUGGAUCCUCCCCCCAACAUGACCUGUUUCGACUAUCUGGAAAAUUACCUCGACAAGUCUGGCGCAAACCUAUUCAAUCCCACGGACUCUGCAGAUUGUCGUGUCUGCCAGUACACCAAGGGAAGUGAUUACCUCCGUACUAUUAAUCUAAACGAUUGGUAUUACGGGUGGAGAGAUGCUGCUAUAUUCGUCAUCUUUAUUCUUAGUUCGUAUGGUCUGGUGUUCCUUUUCAUGAAACUGAAGACCAAAUCUUCCAAGAAGGCCCAAUAA
This is a messenger RNA of Penicillium manginii, 4200 nucleotides long. RefSeq lists its product as uncharacterized. The transcript has a single exon. Bases 1 to 4200 code for a protein of 1399 amino acids. NCBI's taxonomy places the organism in Eukaryota, Fungi, Ascomycota, Eurotiomycetes, Eurotiales, Aspergillaceae. Gene Ontology annotation, molecular function: ATP binding; ATP hydrolysis activity; ABC-type transporter activity. The record is from RefSeq and is a predicted model, not a curated record. Gene Ontology annotation, cellular component: membrane. Gene Ontology annotation, biological process: transmembrane transport.